UCAUCUCGUCUUCCGCCGUGGUUUAACACUCCGCGCCUCAGGCGGCUCCUCCUCCUCCUGAUCGCGUCGUCCUCGUCACCGGCAGAGAGACGGCGGCGGCGAGGGCGAGGAGGGCUCCCCUGAUCCGCCUCCUCCUGGCGUGUCCGUGAACGGAUCGGGGACGCGGCGGCAAUGGCGGCGGAGGAGGCGGCGUGCGGCGGCGGAGUCGAGGUGCGGGAGGCGGAAUUGCCGGUGGAGGAGGCACCGGCCGCCUCGGAGGAGUCGAAGGAGACGGUGGAGGGCGUGGGCGAGGAGGUGAGUGGCCCCGUCGUGGCUGCGAACGGCGAUUCCGGCGAUCUCUCUGGGAAGGUCUCGAAUCUGGUGGCCAGGCCAGAUCCGGCUGUCAUUGGGGAGGAGGUGGUGGAGUCCAAUGCUGCAUUGGGUUGUGCCGGGACUGUUCAUGAGGGUGGUGUUGACGGCGGCCUUGACGCUGGGGCGGUGGACGAUGCUCCCAUAGCGAACGGGCAUGUGCAGCAUGAGGCGCCAGCUUGUGUGGUAGAGGAGGUUAAUGGUGAUCAGGCUGGUUUGGAGAUCGCUGAAUUGGUAGAACAGGAAGAACAGGAGGUGAAUGGUCAGGAGCUGGAGGGGAUGAUUGUUAGUACAGCUGAUGAACAUGAUGAUCACACCAAGAGGAGUACUGCCGCAGAAUCUAAGGUUCAUGUGGAGGAUGGUUUGACUAAAGCAGUGGCUGCUGAUGCAACUGAUUUGAUAAAGCAUGAGGCCAUCAAUGGAGAACAGGAUAAUGGACACAUGACCAAUGGGCAUGGUCAAAUUGAAGCAGAGGUCAAUUCUGUGAAACCAGUGGACCAGGAGGUCACUGGUAUAAUUCGGUAUGGUUUAAAUGGUUCUGUGAUCAAUGUGCAUGGCCACACUGAUGCAAGUGCUGAUGUUCAUGUGGCUGAUGCGGUUUUUGAAGUUAAGGGCAACAAGAGCAAAGGGAAAGACAUUUCAGUAAUUGAGGAGCUGGUUACAGCUACUGUAGAUCAUGACCAGGCAGAUAUUCCAAUGACUAAUGGACAUGAUCAGGUGGAGAGGGGUUCUGAUUCCGGUGAAGUUGAUACCAAGUCUGAGGUAUGUGGUGAGAAAAACGGAGAAUGUGCUACUGAUGCCACAGAACUUGUCAGGCAGGAUGCAGCCACCGGAGAACAGGGGACAGAAAAUGCAUAUGUGGUCAGUGCAUGUGAUCAUUCAAACACAAAUGCUAAUUCUGAUGAAACUCCUACGCAUAUUUUGUUUAGUUCCAACGAAAGCUGCAUGGUACAAAGUGUUGUAGAGUCCAUGGAAGUGCAUCAUGAAGAAACCCUUAAGGUUGUAGAUCAAUGCACGGAGGGGAUUGCAAAAUUAGCUAAGGUUGCCGGAGAAGAUAUCCUUACGAAUGGGUGUGAGAAUGUGCACAACAAGCAAGACACUUUGCAAGGCACAAUCACGUCUGGAGUUGAUAAGGCAGCAAAUGCUUAUGUUGUGGAGGAAAAUGAGGACACUUUCACUGACAGUACUGAGAAAAAAGAAAAACAUGAGAAGACAAACGAUACUCUAGAAGGUCAUGACAACUUCGAAGUUGCUGAAGUUGAGAAAGUGGAGUUCACUGCUGAAGUAGAAGCCCAUGACAACUUCACUGAGAAAGUGGAGACCAGGGACUUGGAAAAUUUCAGUGGUGAAGAGAAAGAGGAGACCAGGGAGCAUGCUAGUUUGAGGGAAGCAAGUUUAGUUUCUGAUCAACAACAAGACACUAAGGGAGAGCUUUCAGCUAUAAUUGUCAAUCAUGUAGCUGAUAACACUGAACUGAAGCAAGAGUCUGAUUCUGAUAUGGAGAUUUUUGAUGGUGCUAAGCUAUACUCUGCCACUGCUCCAGCAGUUAUUUCUGCUCUACAUGGUGAGACAAGGUCCCAAGAUUUGUCUGAGGUUCAUAAUUCAAUUCGUGCUUGCGAUAGGGGAACUUCAAGUGAUGCACUGACAGGACAUAACGAUUCUAAAGAAAAUUAUACUGCUUCUGUUGUUCAAGUUGAACAAGCUGGCCCUUCACCAGAUGAUGUCAAUUGCCCUGCAAAUGCAUUCACUGCAUCUUCUUGUAUGGCUAAAACAGAAUAUGUGCAAGUAACAGAUAUAGCUGACACAGAUAUAACUGGGAACGGCUGUGAGUUGCAAUUAGAAAUCAAUAUGGACAACGAAGACAGAAGAGAUUUACACGUUAUUAAACCGCAUUCACUAUAUCUAAUGCAAGUUCCAAGAUUUAUGAAGGAAUCUCACUGGGCAAAGAUACAGGAUGCCCAAAUUCAUCUGGACGAGUUAACACAAAAGCGAGAUGCAAUUAAUCUUCUUAGGCAAAAGAAGAAGGCUUUAUGCGAUGAGUACCGAGAGCAGCUAGAAGCUGCACGGCAAGAGGAAAGGGGAGCUAGAACUGCACACGGUGAUAAAAAAAAUGAUUUAAAUAGUGUGCAAUCAAUGAUCGGAAGAAUGAACAGAGCAAAUUCAAUUCAAGAAAUUGAUGACAUGAUUGCAAUGAAGGAAAAGAUUAUAGCACAUGAAUCUAUUUCUUUGAAAGAAGAGAAACGUCUUCUUCAAGAUAUCAAAGAACUAAAAGCUCAAAAAAAGCAGUUGUAUUCCAAUAUGGGCUCAAAAGCAGAAAUGGGUGAAGUAUUCCAACAGAAAGAGCAUAUUCAUGAGCAGCAUAAGAUUCUGAAGAAAGACUCCGAUGUACUCCUGACUAAUUUGAAGUCCCUGGAGGAUAAAACAAGAGUGAUCAAGAAAGCUUUUGAUGAUGAAAGAGAUGCUCUUAGAAAAUUAACUCAAGAGCACCAAGCUGCUCACGAAGUACGUCAAAAAGCCUAUGACGAGUGGGUUGAGCUGAAAAAGGAACCAGCAAAGAAGAACAGGUUCUUUUUCAUGUACAGGAAGGAUAGUGCAGAUGCACAAAAGUAUCGAGCCAAUAAGGACUUGACGGGACUAUUGUCAUUUUGCAAUAAUCAGGUAGAAAGUUUCAUGGAGUUGUGGAAUAAGGAUGAUGAUUUUCGUAGGCAGUAUGUUGAAUCAAACAAGAUUAGCACGCUGCGGAGAUUAGGGACCUCGGAUGGAAGAAAACUUGGCCCUGAUGAGGUUCCUCCAGAAAUUCCAAGAUAUUCCAAUAGAAUGCAGAGCAAUCCAUCUCUCCUCCCUGUCCCAAGCACACAUGUAUCCACUUCAGCUUCAGAAGCAAUGCCCGCAAAGCCUGCUUCAGCCAUAACAAGUGUAGAAGAAAAAACAUUUCCAGUCUUGCAAGGUUCCAAGAACAGCAAGCCUUCCAAACCUAAAGUUGCUGGUAACUCUUCCAGUAAAGGCACACCUGGAGGUCCAAUGCCUGAAAGAGAAGAUUUGGAAAAAUCUGAAAAUGAAAAAAUGCAUAAGAUGGAAGAAUCUGAAGUGGAAAAAAUUCAUAGAAUGGAAAAGGAGUUGGAGCUGUCAAGGAAGGCAGCGGAAUUGGCUAUCAAGGAGGAGGAAUUUAGACAGGAGAAAGCUGCAGCUGAAAAAGAACGUCUCCGGCUGGAGCAAAAGGCAAAAGCUAAGGAAGCUGAAGAGAGGAAGAGGCGGAAAGCAGAAAAGGCCCUGGAAAGAGCUGAGUUCAGAGCAAGGAAGGAAGCAGAGCUAAUGGAAAAGAAGAAAGCAAAAAAGGAUAAAACAAGAGGGUCAACAUCUGUAGCCUCGGUAAAUGGUAGUGGUGAGGGCACUGCAGAAGCUAUAGUGCCUAAUGAUCCUGAUUCUAGCACCACAGAGAACAGUCGAGGAGGAGAUUUUUCGCAACAUAAAGCUAUGAAGAAGAAGACCUCUAGACCAUCUGUUGUACUCAAGCAGCUCAAUAAGAUGGAUCCCAUGCCAUUGCCACUGCGUAACAAGGGCAGAAGGAAAAUGCGGCAAUACAUUAUGGUGGCUGUGGCAGCAGUGGUCUCAGUGCUUGCAUUGGUUGUGGCAAACAAAUAUGUACCCUCCAAUUUUAGGGCUUCAUCGUCCUAAAUUGGGUGAGGGUAACAUGAUGAGCACUCUUUUUGCAAUUAGUUGAUGUGUGGAGUAUAUUGACAUAUAGCAGUGGGUGAUUCAUUCGAGUGAUACCCACCCGGAUCUUACUACAUAGGACUGCUUGCUUGAUUGGAUGCUUGGUGUCAGCAUAAGUAUUUAUUCUCUUAUAGAUUUCAUACUGGAAGAGCAUCAUAUUUACCUACAUUAUGGAUGUUUGGUGGAAUAUUCGUUAUUAUUAUAGUACAAGUACAAUAAUGAUAAAAAAAAUGUAUUACAGAUAUGUCUUAUAAUGACCUUAUGCAAUUAUCAUUUAUUCUUGGAAGAAAAA
Molecule: messenger RNA, 4354 nt
Organism: Oryza brachyantha (malo sina)
Lineage: Eukaryota; Viridiplantae; Streptophyta; Magnoliopsida; Poales; Poaceae
Exons: 9
Coding region: 172-4023 (1283 amino acids)
Source: RefSeq, a predicted model, not a curated record